Messenger RNA from Notolabrus celidotus (New Zealand spotty), 5474 nucleotides. RefSeq names its product two pore segment channel 2 (gene tpcn2). Bases 241 to 2523 code for a protein of 760 amino acids. The transcript is spliced from 25 exons. Gene Ontology annotation, biological process: monoatomic ion transport; transmembrane transport. The record is from RefSeq and is a predicted model, not a curated record. Gene Ontology annotation, cellular component: lysosomal membrane. Gene Ontology annotation, molecular function: voltage-gated channel activity; monoatomic ion channel activity. NCBI's taxonomy places the organism in Eukaryota, Metazoa, Chordata, Actinopteri, Labriformes, Labridae.
AGGAGGGAGGGAGGAGCGGAGGACUCACUUCCUAAAAACACGUUCCCCUGCCCUCUGCCUCAGGCUUGUUUUGUAGUUUUAAACUUUAUUUGUCAGUACACGGUUCAUUCUGACUGAGUUUAGAGUAAAGUCAGACCUCACUCAGCCCCUCUAACUCACUUCACAGCGUCACGUCUCAGAUCUGUGACUUUCACUUUGACAGCUGAGGAUCGGCAGAACAACAAGUUGUAGGUUUCCUGGAUGGAAAAGGAGGGUCUGCUGACCGGGACCGAGAAUGGAGCCUCCGCAGACUAUGGCUCCAGGUCGGGAUCGGGCAGCAGGAGGAUGUCCUACUCUGUCUCCGGACAGUCUUGCCAAGUGGAGGGGGGUACAGGUGAUGAAGACCUUUACAUCCAACAGGCUGUUGUGUUCAUCGAGGACGCCAUACAGUACCGGUCUAUCAACCACCGGGUAGAUGCAAGCUCGCUGCGCCUGUAUCGAUGGUACUACUCAAGGAUUUGCCAGUGGGGUUUAGGCCUGACCAUUGCAGCGGUGUUGUUGCUAGCAUUUGUGGAGCGCCCGUCUUCAUUGGCCAUCUCUUCUGACCCUCGAUAUCGCUUCCAACCCUGGGAGCCUCCUUGUGGCUUCACCGAAAGCAUCGAGAUGGUCUGCCUCAUCGUGUUUGCUCUUGAUCUUGCUGUAAAGAGCUACCUGAUUGGCUGGGAGGAGUUCAGGAAGAACAAAUGGCUGAUCAGUUACACAGUGGUGAUCACAGUCUCUGUCAUUGACUGGGUGCUCUCUGUCAGUAUGGUGUGUGAUGAGAAACUGAGAGUACGGCGACUCCUGCGUCCAUUCUUCCUGCUGCAAAACUCGUCCUUGAUGAAGAAGACACUCAAGUGCAUCAAGAGGACUCUACCAGAGAUCGCCAGUGUCAUCCUACUGCUGGCUCUCCACCUCUGCCUCUUCACUAUGAUCGGCAUGCUGCUUUUUGCUAAAACUGAGGAUCCAAAGAGGAACGGAGAGUGGGAGUUACAUUUUAGAGAUCUGCCCAUGUCACUCACUUCCCUGCUGGUUCUGCUCACCACAGCUAACAACCCUGACGUGAUGAUCCCUGCUUACUCGCUCAACAGACUCUACUCCAUUUUCUUCGUCACCUUCAGUGUCAUUGGAACUUACUGUCUGAUGAACUUACUGACAGCCAUCAUCUACAACCAGUUCAGAGGGUAUUUACUGAUGUCAGUCCAGACGUCCAUCAUCAGGAGACGACUUGGGAUUAGAGCUGCUUUUCAAGUCCUCAGCUGUCGAAGAGCUCAACAAGCUGCUGUGGAGCAUGUACGUGUUGAUGCUGUGCUGGAGGUGAUGUCCAGGGUCCAGAUGAAAAGUUACUACAGAGCAGCCAUCACUAAGGAGGCUCAGCAGUGUGCAGACCUGGGCUCCAUGGACCGAGAGCAGUUCAGGAAGAUCUUUGAUGAACUCGAUAAAGAUCGCAUCAAGGAGCAUCCUCCCUUGCCCCAGUAUGACUCCCCAGUCCUGCAGAAACUUCAGAGAGUCUUCAGCCACUACUAUCUCACUGUGCUGGGCAAUGUAGUGGCAUUGGCCAACGUCAUGUGCAUAUGUACUGUGUUGGUGUUGAACUCUGAGAAGACCACUGCAGAGAGAGACAACUACAUCAUGGAGAUCAUCAACCUGUGCUUCAUCCUCUACUACCUGUUUGAGAUGUGUGUGAAGAUCUUUGCCUUCGGCUGGAGAGGCUACCUGUCCUACAGGAACAACGUCUUUGACGGCUUCCUCACCAUCCUGCUAUUGAUUCUACAGAUCACUAUAUAUAUCACCUACAGGCUUCCUUAUUCUGACUGGGACACGUCCUCUCAUGGUGUGAUGUCUCUGUGGGAGAUGGUUCGUUUGGUUAACAUGCUGAUUGUCUUCCGCUUCCUUCGCAUCAUCCCAGAUAUCAAGCUCAUGGCUUUGGUUGCGAGCACACUGUUGGACCUGUUGAAAAACCUGCGAGCCUUUGCAGGGAUCCUGGUGGUGGUGUACUAUGUGUUCGCUGUGUUUGGGAUCUGGCUAUUUGAAGGGGCCAUUAAACCUCCUCCACAUAUGAGUGUUCUCCCCAACACCACCAUGGAGGACAUCACCUCUAACUUCAGCAUGGCGUGUGGCACCUAUGAACAGCUGGAGUACUGGCCAAAUAACUUUGACGACUUUGCGGCAUCCAUCAUUCUGCUGUAUAAUAUCAUGGUUGUCAACAACUGGCAGGCCUUCAUGGAUGCAUACAGCAGAUACACCACAGACUGGUCCAAGAUCUUCUUUGUAUGUUGGUGGCUCACCUCGUCAGUCAUGUGGGUCAACUUGUUUGUGGCGCUCAUCUUAGAGAACUUCAUCUAUAGGUGGGACCGCAGUCACAGCUGCUCUGUUACUGAAGUGGAGAGGAUCAGAUACCAAACCUCUGUGCAGCUCAUGUUCAGAGAGCAGAUCCAGGAACCAACAGAAGAGGAGUUACUGUGUCAGCUUCACCAACACCCACACUUACACCUGGACUGGUGACACACACAUACACAUAUACUCAUACAAACUCAAACAUAUAUGUACACACACACGCACACUAUGGUGCUGGAUUUGUGUCACAGCAAACACACACGACGCACACACAUUUGUGUGACUAUUCCCUUAAAGUCCCACAUGUAUGUAUGUAUGUAUGUAUGUUUGUGCGUUGUGUAAGUAGACUUGAGCAUUCAGUGCUGCUUAUGGCACAUUUUUCUAUGCUUUAUGUAGAAUGUUAGUGGCACGGUGGUAUUAUUUUAUGGUUCAGGGAUCCAAAACCUGCUCCCUCCUUACUUAUCCCAGCCAUCAAAUGUAUUAUUAUGUUUUAUCAGGUCAGAAAUAUGCCCUUUUCCCUGCACAAGCGCUAAUAGUUCUUAACAAGUCUCAGACAACUAAAGCUUUGCUCGGCACUGGUGCUGCUGAUUUGAAUGGUUGUUGUGAGCCACAGCCAAAACAGAAUAAAGUUUGCAUUAGUGUUUCUACUGCAGGCAAGAACUAAUUAUUUUUUUAUGGGUUAUUUUGUAUUGGAUAAAGCACUGACAUUUUAGCAAAUGAUGUGGAAUUUCAAAACAAUUGCCAUCUUAAAUAUGAAACAUUGACCUACUGUCUUAUUUUAAUAUAGGAUAAAAACAAACUACCUGUUUCAACUGACUCAUUUUGGUUCAGAGCCAUAGGUGUCCACAUCACAGUGUGACGAAGCCAAAAUCAGGACAAGCCAAUGCAGAAUUUCAAAAUAAAAUCCAUCUUAAAUAUGAAAUAGCGAGCCACAUUUUUCAUUAAUUUCAAUUUGAGAUUAAAAAAUAAUCCCUGUUUCGACCAACUCAUUUUUGGCCAGGCUGGUACUUCAUAACAGUAAGAAAGUAACAGAGCCUGAGGCACACUGGAUCCAUAAUAACCAUUCAAAAUAACAUUAAGAGACGCGCGUACAAUCAGCUGAUCACGAUGUGCACCUCUUUCCCUCGCUCUUUAGAGCUUGCUCUGCUUCAGCACUGGACAGCGCCGUGUUUACCCAUUUUAUCAUUUUCAGCACAAACAAGAAGAAGAAUUUCCCCUUUCACAGCACAAAUGCUCACUUGAACACUGUUGGACUUACAAUAAUCUCUUAAUAUUUAGGCACCACAUGGAUUAAACAAAUUGCCUACAAUGCUUCAAUAUGCCCCUACAUUUAUUGGCCUGGUGCAUUUAUCAUCAUCACACUCAUCACUCAUCCUUGCUUUAUCCAACACAACACACCGGUAACUCAUUGAAAGAAUUAAAAGGAUUAUUAACAAUGCUUACCUGCAGUGGAAACACUAACACACGAAUCCCACUAGUGAGCUACUAUUUCAAUAUUUACGUGUAUUCUUAUUUUGUAUGCUGUGUACUCCUGGAAUAUAACAAACACAUCAUCUCUUAAAGUAAAAGUAAAAGUUGGGUUUUGAACCCAGGUCUCCUGUUUGUAUGCCCCCCAAAUACCACUGCACUACAGACCAUGGAGACAUGUGAUAGGGAGAAAAUGUGGUAACACAAUAGUGGGUGCGUCUGGAAGUCCAUUGGUGUGCACUACUUUCACACGCACAUACGUACAGAUUAAUGAAAUACUCAUGUGCUUUGCAUGUGUGCACUGUGACACAAUUCCCGCUUCUCACACACACACACACACACACACACACACACACACACACACACACACACACACACACACACACACACACACACACACACACACACACACACACACACACACACAUACUGUUACUACUUAAUCUGUCUACUGUGUGAUUUAAGCACUGAAAGGUCAAUAUAAGAGCAUUUUACUUUUAGUUUGUUUUAAAUACUUUUAUUGUUGUUUUUUUUUUUUCUACUACUGAAACAGUAAAAAGCACAUUGUUUUCAGUAUCAGUGCACCUUUGUGUUAUAGUUGAGUUACCUAAAGUGUAAAUAUUAAUGUUUCAUAUUGCUGCCAUUCCCUCCACCAGCAACUAGCAACAUAACGUAAAGGAAAGGAGUGGGAACAGCAGUCAAUUUUGGCAUAUCAGGUCAUUGGGGUUCAAAUGCACAACCCCAACACUGAAAAGGAAGCAGAUGCUCAAGCCCUCAUGUACUUAAACUAUAACCACUUUCAUCAGUUUAAAUAUGACAGACACGCGAGAACCAAGUCAAGCUAACAACCAAAGUUUUGCCAUAAGUGAGUUUGGCGGUAUUGUAAUAACCUGUUUUUCUCACUUGUACAGAUAUUGUUAUGAAUAGCUUGUGGACCUUGAUUGUUUUCAGGGUUUUUUUCACUGUUGUUCACAUCUCAAACAUAGCUAUCUGUGGGAGGAUAUCUAAGCUGAGUGUCACCAGGACACACGUCUUCAACUGAAACGCACAAAUGCAUAUUUAAACAAAGCAGCCUGCACUCAGAUGGAGGGGAUACUUUGCCUUCUUGGAUCAGCCUUUUAAAGGGUCUCUGCACCUCUUCGCACAAACUGAACACAAUUAGCAUGUACGUGCACUCUCUCACAGGGAACAGAUUGUUUUUAUUUUUCCUGGAACCACACCAUACACCAGUAACCUGUUUUGAUGUAAGGGAAAUCUUAAGUUACACCUGAGACAUUUAGGAAGUGGUGUUCUUGUAAGGGGAACAUGUUUUGGGAGGCUGUAUGUUAUAAAAGCUGGAGUAACAGAGGCUCAGUAAAAACACAGCUUUUCUGCAUGCUACCUGCCACACAGCACUGAGAGUUUCCUAAACUGAAUUUAAAAAAGGGAUUUUUUAAAUAGAGAUUUUAUCUGUUUAUGACUUAUUGUGCCUUAGUAUUUAUAAAUUGUAGAGUCCACUGAAUGGUGAAGAAUAAAAGGAUUUUAUUGAAAAAAGGUUGGUUGAGUAAAAGUUCUGUGUUGACUGUAACUUGAAAAACAGCUUGUCUGCAUUGUAUGAAUGGUGUUGGUAAAAACUGGGUAAAAAGACAGAUUUAAAUAAAUAUUUUACAAAA